Phytophthora infestans T30-4 is the source of this 873-nucleotide messenger RNA. Its product is annotated as pyruvate dehydrogenase [lipoamide] kinase, putative. The coding region runs from base 1 to 873 and encodes 290 amino acids. Gene Ontology annotation, biological process: regulation of glucose metabolic process; protein phosphorylation. Gene Ontology annotation, cellular component: mitochondrion. The record is from RefSeq and is a predicted model, not a curated record. Gene Ontology annotation, molecular function: pyruvate dehydrogenase (acetyl-transferring) kinase activity. The transcript is spliced from 5 exons. NCBI's taxonomy places the organism in Eukaryota, Oomycota, Peronosporomycetes, Peronosporales, Peronosporaceae.
AUGCGCACGUUUGCCGACGGUAGCAUGAAGCUGCGUCUCAUUUCGGCGAAGUUCGCUCACAAGGAGCUGCAGUCGAGAUACGCACGAGCCGACCUGAUGUUUACAGAAAAGAUGCGCAAUGCUAAAGAGCGUGGUUCAAACCUCGUGCCACUCAUUUGCUACGGUCUACAGGAACUCAAGGCAACGGAUUUGGGCCAGAGCGCACUGCAGCUUGAAAGCGUGCAGGAGAAUAUCAAGGACCGAUUGGACAAGUUUUUUCUUGGCCGCAUUGGCAUUCGCAUGAUCAUCGGACACCACGUCGAGUCAUUGGAGCAAACUGGUGGUCGAGUGCAUUUGGUUAAUGCCGAGCAGGUCAUUCGUGUGACUCCCAGCGCCAACAUGCCUUUCUUGUACGUCGAGUCGCACUUGUACCACAUGGUGUUCGAGUUGGUCAAGAACUCGAUGCGAGCCACCCGUGUAAUGAACCCGAAGAGUCCGUCGUUGGAUUUUUACAUCCCAGCCGUCGAGGAGGUUGCAGGAAUUGUGAUUUGCCAAGGCAGUGAAGACCUGACCGUCAAGGUGAGUGACGAGGGUGAAGGUGUUCCACGCAGUCGCUGGAACAAGAUGUGGCACUACGACUACACCACGAGUCCGUUGUACCCGCCUAUUAACUCGGACAACUACCCGACGUACUGCGAGCACUUCAGUGGCGGUGGCUACGGUAUGCCUAUGGCAGGACUGUUUGCUCGUUACUUUGGUGGCGAAGUAGUUUUCAGCUCGCAGGAGGGCUCCGGGUCAACGGUAUUCAUCCAGGCGCACCGUUUGGGAACGAACAUGGAGCUGGUCCCGCGUUGGAAGAGAAUGCUACCAUCGGCUUCAUCACAUCCUCUUUGA